This is a messenger RNA of Mucor velutinosus, 2049 nucleotides long. Its product is annotated as NTP_transferase domain-containing protein. Gene Ontology annotation, cellular component: cytoplasm; spliceosomal complex. The record is from RefSeq and is a predicted model, not a curated record. The transcript is spliced from 3 exons. Gene Ontology annotation, molecular function: protein binding. Gene Ontology annotation, biological process: mRNA cis splicing, via spliceosome. NCBI's taxonomy places the organism in Eukaryota, Fungi, Mucoromycota, Mucoromycetes, Mucorales, Mucoraceae. The coding region runs from base 1 to 2049 and encodes 682 amino acids.
AUGGCACAUUCACCAGAGAAAAGUGACAGAAAUAGGUCCUCAAGACACAAAUCCCCAGAAAGAAGACACAGUAGACAUCGCUCUUCCGAAAGACACAGCAGACAUCGCUCUUCCGAAAGACACAGCAGACAUCGUAGUCGUAGUAGAGACAGAGACAGAAAAAGAAGACACCGUGAUGAUUCAUCAGACCGUCAUCGCAGUAGCAAACACAAAAAGGAAAAGAAGAAAUACAAGAGUCGUUAUGGCAGCGAUGAUGAGGAUCAAGAGAAAAUUGAGACAGGCCAGCCAUCACUCGAGACCUUGGGCUACUCCAACGUCAGCAAUCCUUUCAACGACGUCAAUUUGGAAUCCAAGUUUGUGUGGAGCAAGAAGAAGCAACGCGACAAGAAGCAAUUGGGACUAUCAGAGACAGAUUUGCAAAAGAGAGAGCGUGAUCGAAAGCGAGAGGCAGACGAAGAACUGGCAAAACUCAACAAGCGCAGAGCAGAACGUGAAAGAGAGCUGGAAUUGAGAGAGGAAGAGCAGGCUCGUAUCCAAAGAGACGCCGAAUUGGCUGCCAUGGGUGAUUGGGAGGCAAAAGAGGAGGAAUUUCAUCUGGAGCAAGCCAAACAGAGAGCUGCUAUUCGUAUUCGCGAUGGACGUGCUAAACCCAUUGAUAUCUUGGCCAUGAAUCUGAGACUGGCAAACGAGCCUGACAAGGUUGAAGAAGACGUGGAUUUGGAAAUUGACUUGGAUGAGCCCUAUACUAUAUUUGAGAAUCUUUCUUUAGCCGACACAGACGAAUUGCAUAAAGACAUUCAAAUGCAUUUAGCACUGGAAAAGAACCCCAAGACACUCGAAUUCUGGCGAGCAAUGAUUGUUGUAGCAGAGGAUUGCUUGUCAAAGAUGCGCGAAAAUGAAGAACGUAUACAAUCAGGCGGUGUUGCAUUAACAGUGAACCAAGACAUUCAUCGCGUGCUGUCUGGCAAGACGGUAUCACAACUCUCUGUACUACAAAAUCAAAUUCAAAAGAAGCUGGCUAGCAAUGAACCCAUCGAUGUUGAAUAUUGGGAGAAUUUGCUCAAAGAAUUGGUGAUUUACAAGGCAAAAGCAAGAUUGAAUGACAUGCACCAGGAAAUACUAGCGGCCCGAUUGGAGCAAUUACGAAACAAACAGCGCGAAGAAGCAUUGAAGGUGCAGGAAGAAUUGGAAAGAGUGUUGUCUAUGCAAGAAAGAGAGGUCCAUGGACAAGGCGUUGUGGCGGGAGAGGGUAUUGCAUCAGAGCCUGUGGAUGAAAGCUUGACAGAGGCGCAAAAUCAAUCAUUCAUUAAAUCAGACACAACGAACAACCGCACUGGCACAAACUCACUGUUACUAGAAGAAUACAGCCGUGCGAUGAGCCCUGAGCCAAUGACCAGCCUGAACAGAGAGGACCGAGAGCUCGAGAUUGUGGAUCCCACUCAAGAUUUACAAGAGCUCAUGGAGAAACGUCGUGUUGUGCUGAACAGCAUCAUUAUUCCCAAACAACCCAAGCAAGAGCAAGACCAAGACGCACAAGUGGUGGAACAAGUACGCAACAAGGACGAAUCCAUUGCUUCCACUGUGCUGUUUGAACAGGAGGCGGCAAAAGGCGUCGACGAAGACGAAGAUUUGUUCAACAUUGAAGCAGAGUUGGGCCAGCAAACCUACAAUUGGCAGGACAAAUACAGACCUCGUAAACCACGUUAUUUCAACCGAGUACAUACUGGCUAUGAAUGGAACAAAUACAACCAAACUCACUAUGACCUGGAUAAUCCACCACCCAAAGUUGUGCAAGGCUACAAAUUCAAUAUCUUUUACCCUGAUCUCAUUGAUCCAUCCAAAGCACCCACCUACUUUAUCGACAAGGAUCCUGAAUCACCAGACACUGUGCUCAUUCGAUUCCAUGCGGGUCCUCCUUAUGAAGACAUUGCUUUUCGUAUCGUAAAUCGUGAGUGGGAAUACUCGCAUAAGAAGGGCUUUAGAUGUAGUUUUGACCGUGGCGUGCUGUCACUAUGGUUCCAUUUCAAGAGACAGUUUUAUAGAAAGUAA